UCUAGUAACCAUGUCGGGAAAUUGUUUUUCUACCAUUGUAAAUGCAAUGAAGUUCAAGGACGAAGUUCUGAUAACGAGCAGCAAGAAUUUGAUAGCCAUCAUUCUAUUAACUGCCUCAUCUCUCGCGUUCAUUCAGCGUCAUGGGAAAAUAAGAGCAUCAUUACGUUCGCUAGCUGCUAAAAUUUUCAAGUAUCAGGAUCAAGGUGCUACAACAACGACAGAAAAGCUCGAGGAAGAAGGUGGCCUAGAACUCGAUUGCGUUGUAUGCCUGAGCCAAGUGUCUCAGGGUGAUAAUUACAAGAUCCUUCCAACAUGCAAGCAUGGAUUUCAUGUUAAUUGUAUAGAUGCUUGGCUGCAGAGACAUUCUACUUGUCCCCUUUGUAGAUGUCCAGUUCCUCGUACUCCCAUCCAGUAUUGCUCCAUUAGUACUCAGGAUCCAGAUUUUGAUGCUUUGAUCUCUUAUAUUCUUCGUUUGUUGGAUCAUGUUCGGACAUGGCUGAUGGACCCACUCAAUGCUUUGAGCGAGGACUGUCUUCGCUUUCCUUGAAGACGAAGACGACAAAGACCCAAUUUUCUAGGGA
This is a messenger RNA of Olea europaea var. sylvestris, 581 nucleotides long. RefSeq names its product E3 ubiquitin-protein ligase EL5-like. NCBI's taxonomy places the organism in Eukaryota, Viridiplantae, Streptophyta, Magnoliopsida, Lamiales, Oleaceae. The record is from RefSeq and is a predicted model, not a curated record. Bases 11 to 547 code for a protein of 178 amino acids. The transcript has a single exon.